CGAUAUACGAAUUCUUCUUUGUGCAUACACUGGUAAAGCUGCGUUUAACAUUGGUGGUCAGACAAUUGCUUCUGCAUUUCACCAGAAAAUUAACCAAAGGCAGCAAAAUAUGCAUUGUGAUGAACUCAACACAUUUAGAACUAAAUACAGAAAUUUGUCAGUUGUCAUCAUAGAUGAAAUUUCAAUGGUUGGCAAUGCAAAGUUGGAAUUUAUCAAUGGCAGACUUCAGCUUCUUACUGGUUUGAAGAGGCCGUUUGGAGGCAUCAGUAUUAUUGCUGUUGGAGAUUUCUUUCAACUGAAACCAAUUAUGGAUGGCUGGAUUUUUCAAGAUUUAAAACAAAAUGCCCAAGCACUUGCAUGUAAUCUUUGGAAAGAAAACUUCACCUUAUUCGAGUUAGAUGAAGUAAUGCGACAAAAGGAUGAUUUAGAAUUUGCACAGCUUUUGAACCGUCUUCGUCACAAUGAGAUGACUUCUGAGGACUUGGAUAUAAUUCACAGGUGCAUCAUUGCUGAAAAUAGUCCAAAUUAUCCACACAAUGCUCCCCAUCUUUUCACAAUGAAUGCAAAAGUAGAUGAAUAUAACAAUAAACUUAUAGAGCAACUUCCUGGUGAAAAAGUUAUUGUAAAAGCUGUUGACAGUGUCCUCCAAGACCACAGUAAGUCUGUGAAAGACCGACUACUCAGAUCAUUGCAAAAUCAAGAUGAUGUUAGCAAAACUGCAAAUCUCAUGACAAAACUAACUCUAGCCAUUGGAAUGAUAUAUGACAUUACAGUUAAUAUUGAUGUUACUGAUGGCUUGACAAAUGGUUCAUCAUGUACUGUAUUUCUUGUUGAAAACAGAUUACCUGGUGUAUCAAGGCCAAGUAUAGUAUGGGUGAAGUUUUUGGAUUCUGCAGUAGGGAGAAUUGCUCGACAGAAAUACAGACAUCUUUUCCAUGAUGGUGUUAUGGAUGAUUGGACACCGAUAUUUGACUGUCAGCGAUCUUUUGUUUUCAAUUCAACUACAUAUCAAAGAAUACAGUUUCCUUUAAGACCAGCUGCAGGUAAGACAAUUCAUAAGGCUCAGGGCUGCACUGUUGAUGAAAUUGUAGUAGAUUUAUCUCAGUCAAGGAUAAGGAAAACACCCCACAUUCAUUAUGUAGCUCUUAGAAGCACCUCUAAAGCUGUGUUAUCUUCCAUUGUACAAAACAGAGCAGAACAAACUAAAAAUUAUGUUUAAUAAUGCAA
Molecule: messenger RNA, 1227 nt
Organism: Saccostrea cuccullata (small rock oyster)
Lineage: Eukaryota; Metazoa; Mollusca; Bivalvia; Ostreida; Ostreidae
Exons: 2
Coding region: 110-1219 (369 amino acids)
Biological process (GO): DNA repair; telomere maintenance
Molecular function (GO): DNA helicase activity
Source: RefSeq, a predicted model, not a curated record